GGUUCAUCACUGGUGGGACAUCUCGGAUCUGCAAAAGCAAGCGACCUGGGCAUGGGCGUAUAGACAACCCUGGCACGGGCUCUUAGAGUCUGCUGUCUUCGAACAGAACAUAAUCAGACACCUUUGCGGAUAGAAGAUGGAGCUUCCAAAAAAUCUCUUGACCAAAAAACACAGGGGCGUUUGGGGUCUCCGGAUAUCCUUUGCAUCACCAAUCGACGCAUCUUUUCCUCAGUUUUCUUCUCUUUCCUCACGCGGCCGACAAACAAUCAAAAAAGGCAACCAAUCGCUCACCACGCACUCCCUCUUCUCUGUCUCGUUUCGACGCCCGUCUCUUCUGAUGCGUUGCGUUUGCUCAGUCAGUACACGACACAAUGGGAGUCUUUAUGUCGUCUCUCUGCAAUGGGGGUGGACAGCUGGAAAUGGCUUUCCGCAUGAGCGUUUGGGUGGUCCACGGGAUGACCUGGACGUGAGGACGUGGAACCGCUGGUUGAGGAUCGCUUCAUACCCGGAGUGCAGUGAGUUUCGGAGGAAUCAGCACUGCUUGCGAAAUUCAAUGGUUUCCACAAACGCCUCGGCCGGCCUCUGAAAAUGUGUUUUCUCGUGAUGUGUCUUUGAUGUAGUGAAGUGACGUGCUCGCGUGUACCUUGACGGAUCUGCGACGACCCCCACCAGGCGCCCACUUAUUCUUUAUGUUGAAGUUGCUGGCGAAGAAGAUGCUCGUGUGACGGUGGGCUCGUGUGUCUCGACCAUA
Molecule: messenger RNA, 751 nt
Organism: Colletotrichum phormii
Lineage: Eukaryota; Fungi; Ascomycota; Sordariomycetes; Glomerellales; Glomerellaceae
Exons: 1
Coding region: 137-586 (149 amino acids)
Source: RefSeq, a predicted model, not a curated record